Messenger RNA from Paramecium octaurelia, 907 nucleotides. NCBI's taxonomy places the organism in Eukaryota, Ciliophora, Oligohymenophorea, Peniculida, Parameciidae. The record is from the annotation of a GenBank genome assembly.
AUGUUAUUAAUAUUGUAUUUUGCAUUAAUCAAAGCAUAAAUAUAUACCCACACAUUUUUAAUAUUAGAUUAAUAAAAUAGUGUAAGAAUUAUUUUAUCAUUUACAGAUAGGAGUGCCAAAUUAUUUGAAUAGAUAAUUGAUAAGUACAAGUCACAAUUAUAUCCCAAAUUUACAAGAUUAAGAGGUUAAGAAGAAUAUUUUGAAUUCUAAUUUUUCUAACUAUUUCAAUAACACAAGAUUUUCAUAUGGAAAAACAAAAUUAAACCCAGAAAUAACAUUUGUUAAAAAUUAAGCCAUUGUUGUUUAUUAUCAAUAUUAAAACUUAUUGUCUAAUAGCGAAUUAAAGGAAUAGUAUAAUGAAUUGAAAAAAUAUUAUUUUACUGACGAAUUUUACAUUAUCAUACAUCAUAAGGUUGAUAAACACUUAACAGAAAACAUUUUGUUCUCAACAAACCCUGCUAAGUAUAUUAAAGAAUUUUCUUAAAACUUGGAUUUCAUAGAAUUUCAAUAAUAGUAUAAUUUCACAAACGAGGUCAUUAAACUAGUUAACAACAAAAGCUAGUGUUAGGAUUUACAAUCUUAUAUAUCUUCAAUUAGAGAUUAUAAUUAGUUUAAAUAAAUCAAGGACAAAUUUCAAUAAAUUAAUCAAAUUUAAUAGUGGAUUGAUGGUUGGAUUAUUAGCAAUAACACUAAAUUUGCUUAAUUGUUGUUUGAUUAACACAUUACAGCAAUUGAAGAAUUAUUGAAUCAAUUUCAGACUUCUUGUUAAUCGAGCGAUUUAAUAUUUUAAUUGAAUAUUGAUAAUUACUAAUAUACAAUAAUAUCUAUUUGCUUGAUAAUGUUCAUAGUAAUAAAGCAUUUUGCUAAAUAAUUCACAUUUAAUGAUGAUAAGGAUAAGUUUGUUUGA